This is a messenger RNA of Chanos chanos (milkfish), 1938 nucleotides long. RefSeq names its product tRNA methyltransferase 1 (gene trmt1). Gene Ontology annotation, cellular component: nucleus. The coding region runs from base 1 to 1866 and encodes 621 amino acids. Gene Ontology annotation, biological process: tRNA N2-guanine methylation. Gene Ontology annotation, molecular function: metal ion binding; tRNA (guanine) methyltransferase activity; RNA binding. The record is from RefSeq and is a predicted model, not a curated record. The transcript is spliced from 15 exons. Lineage: Eukaryota; Metazoa; Chordata; Actinopteri; Gonorynchiformes; Chanidae.
AUGGAGACCACCAACACGGGAGAAGAUAUGAAGUCUACCCCCGUUAAACCCACAGAAAGCUCAAAUAACACACCAGCGUCAGAAACAAAUCAGGACACAUCCACAGAGACGGUACUUUUGUCAGGAGAAACUGUUGUUAGAGAGGGCAAAGCAGCCAUAUUGUUUCCAAGUGCCAACGAAGUGUUUUACAAUCCUGUACAAGAAUUCAACAGAGAUUUGACAUGUGCAGUCAUCACAGAGUAUGCACGAGAACAGCUGGCCCAGAAAGGUGUGCGCAUUGUGGUGCCUGGUGAGAAAGAGCGCGUCGUCGUCUGUUUGUCUGAGAAAGACAACGGAACAGAGGGACAAGAAACGACAGAACAACAGGAGAGUGAGGAGAAUGUUAAAGAGUUCAUCACUUGUUCUGUGGGAGAGCGCUGUGAGCAAGGUUUGCGGGUGUUAGAGGGACUGGCUGCGUCUGGACUGCGCUCUGUGAGGUUUGCUCUGGAGGUCCCCGGUCUGAAGAGCAUCACAGCCAAUGACUGCUCAGCUCACGCCGCUGCUCUUAUUGCACGCAAUGCUCAAUACAACAAAGUCUCCCACCUGUUACAGGCCAGCCAAAGAGAUGCCAGCAUGCUGAUGUAUGAGGCACGGGGCAAGAAGGAGCGUUACGAUGUCAUCGAUCUUGACCCUUACGGUAGCCCCUCCCCCUUUCUGGAUGCUGCAGUGCAGGCUGUCAGUGAAGGAGGGUUGCUGUGUAUUACCUGCACAGACAUGGCAGUGAUGGCUGGGAACAGCGCAGAGACGUGUUACAGCAAAUACGGCUCCGUAUCCAUCAAGGCAAAGUACUGCCAUGAGAUGGCAUUGCGGAUCAUUCUGCACAGUUUGGACCAGAGAGCGGCUGCGUACCAGCGCUACAUCGAGCCCUUGCUUUCGGUCAGCGUGGACUUCUACAUCCGCGUGUUUGUCCGGGUCCGCACCGGUCAGGCUGUGGUCAAAAACUCAGCCAGCAAGCAGGCCCUGGUGUAUAACUGUGUGGGCUGUGGGGCCUUCCACCUGCAGAGAAUGGGCAAGAGGAUGAGCCAGGGCAAACACAUGAAGUACUCUCCAGCCAUUGGACCUCCUGUGGGACCUAACUGUGAACACUGUGGCCAGAGACACCAGUUGGGAGGACCUAUCUGGGCAGAGCCUCUCCACGACGUGGCAUUCGUACAGAAGGUCCUGGCGGCCGUCACGGGAAACCCGUCCCGGUUUGCCACGUCGAAGCGGAUCGAAGGCAUGCUUAGUAUGGUGACGGAGGAGCUACAGGACAUUCCCCUUUAUUAUGUAAUAGAUCAGAUGAGUAGCAUUGUCCACUGCAACACACCGUCCAUGCUGCAGUUCAGGUCAGCUCUCCUCCAUGCUGGCUAUCAGGUAUCCCUCUCUCAUGCCUGUAAGAAGGCUGUAAAGACAGACGCCCCCGCUGGUGUAUUAUGGGACAUCAUGCGCUGCUGGGAAAAAUCCAACCCUGUAAAAAGAGAGAGGCUUUCAGAGACAAGCCCAGCUUUCCGCAUUCUGUCCGCUGAACCCACUCUGCAGGCCUGUUUUGACGUCAGGGAAGACGCCAACCCCCAGUCGCGAAAACGACACCUCAUCCGUUUCCAGGAGAACCCGCAAGCCAACUGGGGGCCCAAGGCGCGGGCCAAAACUGGCGGAGGAAUAUCGUCCGAGUUGGAGGACAAAAGAAAACGGUUUCAGGGCAAGAGGAAGAACCAGAUCACAGACUCUUCCCAGUUGAAGAAUUUCCCCUGCAAGAAGUUCCGAAAGGGAACAUGCACAAAUGGAGAGAAAUGCUGCUAUUCCCAUGAGCUUGGGCAAACGCCUGGUGAAGGAGAGAAAUCGGACUGAUUAAGUUUCACAAGUCACUUCAUUUUCUCAUCAUAUAUUCCAGUGCUUUGAGCUCUUGACUUGUCGAAAUUC